AUGGGGAAUGGACUGUCAGACCAGACUCCCAUCCUAUCCAGCCUGCAGCCCUUUCAGUCCUUUCACAUUGUUACUCUGGGUUUGGACUGUGCUGGAAAGACAACAGUUUUAUAUAGGCUGCAAUUCAACGAACUUGUAAAUACCGCACUUACCAAAGGAUUUAACACUGAGAAAAGUAAGGUAACCGUGGGCAAACCGAAAACAGACACUUUUCACUUCAAAGAUGUAGGUGGGCAAGAGAAAUUAAGACCACUGUGCACAGAUGGCAUUGCAUUUGUGGUGGACUCUGUCAAUGUUGAGAGAAUGGAAGAAGUCAGAAGUGAGCUUCAUAAAAUAACUAAGAGAUCAGAAGUCCUUGUUCUUACAACUGCUAACAAACAAGACCUGAGGAGCUCUGUCUCUCUCUUUCUCUCUGAGAAGUUUUUAGCAGUGUGGGAACUGAGCUCAUCUACUCCUUGGCAUUUGCAGCCCACCUGUGCAAUCCUAGGAGAUGGGCUAAAGACUUGA
Molecule: messenger RNA, 507 nt
Organism: Mastomys coucha (southern multimammate mouse)
Lineage: Eukaryota; Metazoa; Chordata; Mammalia; Rodentia; Muridae
Product: ADP-ribosylation factor-like protein 4A
Exons: 2
Coding region: 1-507 (168 amino acids)
Biological process (GO): intracellular protein transport; vesicle-mediated transport
Cellular component (GO): cytoplasm
Molecular function (GO): GTPase activity; GTP binding
Source: RefSeq, a predicted model, not a curated record